This is a messenger RNA of Cyphomyrmex costatus, 1349 nucleotides long. Its product is annotated as ribosome biogenesis protein TSR3 homolog. Gene Ontology annotation, biological process: maturation of SSU-rRNA. Lineage: Eukaryota; Metazoa; Arthropoda; Insecta; Hymenoptera; Formicidae. Gene Ontology annotation, molecular function: rRNA small subunit aminocarboxypropyltransferase activity. Bases 533 to 1324 code for a protein of 263 amino acids. The record is from RefSeq and is a predicted model, not a curated record. The transcript has 4 exons.
CUGAACUUCUGACGAACCACUCGGCCGCGGAGGACGCGUCUCAAUCGGGUGCUUUCUACCGUAUAUUUUUGAAAGUGUUGCCGACUUUGACUGUGCAUUGUAUUAUCCUAAAUUAGUUCGUUUUCAUAUAUUUUUACGAUUUUCAUUAAAGACGUGAUUUGGCAGUAUCGACCUUUUCCAUUAUUGGGAGGCGUGGUGCCAUAAGUUAGAAUUACACGGUGCGUGUCCGCGGUUGAGCUCGUCUCGAUUGCUCGUCAUCCUGCACCCCUCGACAACUCAAGCUCUCAUGACGCGCGUUAUUGCGACGUGACGACGUCGUAGAUGCAGGCGCCCAAAGACCGGUCGAGCAACGUCAUUCUCGCAGGCAUCAUUCGUUCGCCCGCCAUUUUAAUAUAAUUUUCAUUUGAGACGUGAUCUGGCUGUAUCGUCCUACCUAUUAUUUGGAGGCGGGUGCCAUUAACUAAAUAAGAAGAAGAAGAAGGUUUCUCUCUGGCGUGACUGAACUUUGCUAAGGAUUGUCGAGAAAAAAAAAAUGUUAGGACGUAAAAAGAAGAACAAAAACAAAUUGUUAGGAAAGAGACCUCGACAUGUUCUUGAUAAAGAGCAAAAAUAUUAUCGGGAGAGAGACAACGAAGAAUCCGAUAAAGAAGACAAGGCAGAAGUCAGUGAACACUCGAUCCAUUUCCCUGUGGCUAUGUGGGACAUGGAGCACUGCGAUCCCAAGAAAUGUUCUGGAAGAAAGCUCGCGAGACACGGCUUGAUAAAGAUCCUACGACUGGGUGCACGAUUCUCAGGCUUGUGUCUUACUCCAGUGGGUAAUAAGUGUGUAAAUCCAACGGAUUAUGAUAUUAUACGGGAGUACGGUUGCGCAGUCGUGGAUUGCAGCUGGGCGCGGUUGAACGACACUCCUUUCAACAGAAUGAAGACGCCUCAUCCUCGCUUACUACCAUUCUUAGUCGCUGCCAAUCCGAUAAAUUAUGGAAAGCCUUGUCAGCUGAGCUGCGUAGAGGCUAUAGCAGCUACUCUGAUUAUAACGGGAUUUCCAAAAGAGGCCGAGCUUUAUCUUGGAAAAUUCUCAUGGGGACAUUCGUUCUUAGAGCUGAACAGCGAGCUGUUGGAAAAGUAUACUCUUUGCACAAACAGCGAAGAAAUAAUUAUGACACAAGAAAUGUACCUAAAGAAAGCCUGGCAGGAGAAAUUAGAUAGGCUUGCGCUUCCUGAUUUUCCGGAAGACAAUACGGAAUCCGAAGAAGAGAAAGAAGAGAAGAAUGAAAAGAAAGCGAUAUCAAAAGUAACUGAGCACUUAGGCAAUAUAAAAGUAUAGUAAUUAAAACUAGUUACCUUUUUAA